Messenger RNA from Amaranthus tricolor (Joseph's coat), 2052 nucleotides. RefSeq lists its product as uncharacterized. The record is from RefSeq and is a predicted model, not a curated record. The transcript has 3 exons. NCBI's taxonomy places the organism in Eukaryota, Viridiplantae, Streptophyta, Magnoliopsida, Caryophyllales, Amaranthaceae. The coding region runs from base 1540 to 1962 and encodes 140 amino acids.
CAAAAAAGGUUAUAAUCAAAUGAAUAUAAUGUACUUGUAUGGGCAUGAAGUUGAUGAUGCUGUUGAUUUUCUUUGUAUUAACGUAGAAAAUGGCAUCAUUACACGUAACUAUAGUAUGUUUUUGGAAUGGUUGUAUUCGAGAAAGUAGUGGCAAAGUUCAUUAUGUUGGGGGAAGACGUAAGUUAUAUGCUUGCAAUUAGAACAUGGAUUUGAACCACUUUAAACGUUUUAUAUGUUCUAAUAUUAGAUUGGACCCUACUUGAAGUACCGUAAAUAUAAGCUUUAAAUAUGACAUGAGUGGAGAAUUGCUUGCCUUUCCUGUUGAGGAUGAUGAGGCUAUAGAUGCUAUGUGGGAGCAUUCAAAGUCCACCCAAAUUCCCUCGUUGGAGUUAUACGUAGAAGUACCAUUAGGGAAUGUAGUUGCUUCUAAUCCUACUCCUACACCUAUGCCUAUAUUAACUCAGGAAACUGUAAAUCCCGUCGUUUUUUCCGCAUCUUGUAUUUUUUCUCAACCCCCUAUGAAUCAAGUUCCAAUUGAUUCAAUGCUAACUUAGGAGAAACUGCUGAGAUGGGACUUUGGGAUGAUGGAAAUGAGAGUGAUGAGCUCAUUGACGAUCCUUCUAAGGACGAUGUGGAUGUCGAUGAGGAUGCGCUAGCAAAUGACAUGACCCUAGGCAACAUUCCUAUAAUCAUUCCUCCUACACCUUAUGCCCUCUAUCCACCUUUAGACGAGUAUGAGGAGGACAACUCAUGGAGGACUUGGGCUUGUGAUACCACAUACACCGAAGAUCGAGAGUUUGAGAAGGGUAUGAUGUUUGAUAGCAAGGAAUCGUUGUUGGAAGCUAUCAGGCUAGCGUGACAUGGUGCAUCGCAUAUUGGGAGAGCACCCUCCACCGGAAGAUCAGGGGGAGCGGUUUACGCUGCACGUGGUUAGUUCAGACCUUCUCACAUCUCCCCGAAGAUGCUGAUAAAGGCACCAUUUCGAGGUACGCUUAUACUUGAUAGGAGCUGUGUUGUUUGCCGAUAAAACAAACAACCAAAUACAACUCCUUUAUUUAACUUUACUUGACGACCCGUGGGAGCGCAUCGCCGAGUAUAAGCUUGGGCUACGCAGCCCUUGGAUACCUGUAUAGGAGGCUAUGUGGUGCUAUCCAAAAGAACGUCAAGGAGAUUGCAGGGCUAAUAGUCAUAUUACAAGUAAUAAUAAAAUUAACAUUUAACUCUAAUCUGAUGUAGUUGAAUUACAUAUUGAUUACAUUUCCAAUGUUCAGCUGUGGGCAUGGGAGCAUAUUCUUAUCGGCCAACCUUACAGAACCGUUGGUCGUGGUGAUACUGCUCCUCCACCACAACCCCCACCAGAUGUUGCAUACGGUUCAAGGUGAAAUUUUGCACGCCAGACGCGCAAGUACACCGGCACCGGUCUCGGAUUCUACCGAGAUCAAUUAGACCUGCUACGACCCAACCAGGUGCGCCGAUCGAUGUUCAUGGCACACCUGCUACACCAAACUACAUGUCGUGGUUCCUCUCCAUCACGUGCCGAUGGAUAACACCACGUACCAUCUUCUAGCAGCACAUUACGCACCUGCUGCGCCUACGAUGACCCAAUUUGCACAAGGUGCGGCAACAGUGAUUCGGUACAGCCACAAGGACCCGGUGAGGGAGAUUGCGCAUGGCAUGCUCGUCGGCUCGCAGUUCCAGCACUUCAUACCGGAAGUCGCUGCAGAGUCCUUACCGACUACCGCCCAUACGCACGUCUCAUCUCCUUCUUAUGACUAUCAUUUGGAGGAGAUAGAUCUUUCAUACCCCCUUGACGUUGCAGGGACCUCGCAGGCUGGGCCAUCACAGCCAUCACAGUACCAGUCCCCUCCACUGCCAAAGCGACACCCGAGCGCCUCUUACUAUCGUAGGAGGCGUAGGAGACCAACUCAGUUAGAUAGGUUAGAUAAGGGUCGUGAGCGUUAACGUUUAACUUUUAUUGAGUUUUAUAUUUCAAACAUUUGUAUAUAUUUUGUUGUAUAUAUAUUUUUAAUUACUUUAUCAUAGCCUCCAAGC